This is a messenger RNA of Drosophila eugracilis, 749 nucleotides long. RefSeq lists its product as uncharacterized. Bases 15 to 749 code for a protein of 244 amino acids. NCBI's taxonomy places the organism in Eukaryota, Metazoa, Arthropoda, Insecta, Diptera, Drosophilidae. The record is from RefSeq and is a predicted model, not a curated record. The transcript has a single exon.
UCUUACACACCAAGAUGCAAGCUAAGCGAUGCUUUUUCGGGCUGAUAAUACUUUUCACAUUUUUCGAGAGAGCUUUACAAGAAGAUUCGAAGAAUGGAGAACCUGAAAACCCAACAAAACCUACACCACUGGCAGCGACAAAAGAAGCCCCUUUAACCAAUGAACCUGAAACUGACGCAGAUGUAGUCCAAGGAACCAAGUGCAAGCCCAACGAAAUGUUCUCAGAGCAUGGUUGCGUUGAUCGAGAAUACUUCAUGAACAAGAUGAUAUUGAGAUCAUGGAAAGACUCGGGUUUCUCAAAGUCUAAGGCAAGAGCUGGCCUCGCGAAUGACAUAGAAUGCAAGGAAAACGAAGUGAGAACCCCGAUGGGCUGUGAAAAUUCUCCGUUUCCUUUGCACAGGACAUUAAAUCGAGUCCGAGUGCACCACAGCAGUUUGAAUCGCGACCGGGUGGUGUUCUCCAAUGUCGGUUCAGGGCGAGGGGUCCAUCAGGAACCCUCCAAGCAUGGCAAGGAGAGGAAUGUGCGGUACUUCGGUCCACCCAUAUCGGCUCAUAAUCGACCCCGUAAGAACUAUAUACUGCCGGGCAGAUUGCUAGAAAGUGGACGCAAGUGCCGACCAUAUGAGGUCCUGGGCAAAGAUGGACUAUGUCAUCAUAGGAAGGGGAAAACGGGCAAUUAUGAGCAUAAAAAUCAUGUUUAUGGAUUGCAACUGAGACACCGACAUGAAGCACAUAAAGACCAGCGAUGA